Molecule: messenger RNA, 5672 nt
Organism: Thalassophryne amazonica
Lineage: Eukaryota; Metazoa; Chordata; Actinopteri; Batrachoidiformes; Batrachoididae
Gene: phf3
Product: PHD finger protein 3
Exons: 17
Coding region: 266-5515 (1749 amino acids)
Biological process (GO): DNA-templated transcription
Cellular component (GO): nucleus
Source: RefSeq, a predicted model, not a curated record
UGACAAGCGGAGCUGCGUGGAUUCGACGCGCUGUGCAGCAGCAGCAGCGGGACGAAUGACGGCUUUGAGGAAGUUCAGCUGAACUGGGAGCAGCUGAGCUAGUAGUAUGUGACCCAAAACGAGUUGGUUACAACGUUGCAGAAACGCACAGGAAUUGUACUUGAGCUGAACACUUGGACUGGAUAUGAUUUUUGUUUGCAAUAACUUCACCUGCUCAUGACUGGUUCAAAGUUACACCUACAUAUGCUGGAAGGCAGUAGCAUUCAUGGAUAUUGUGGACACUUUUAACCAUUUAAUACCAAGUGACCAGUUGGACGACUCCCUAAUUAUAGGACAGAAUUUGGAAUGUGAAGCCAGUAUUGAGUUUGGACCAGGGCCCCAACUAGAAGAUUCACUGAAGAACAUGCUCAGUGACAAAGAUCCCAUGUUUGGAUCUGCAAGCUCUCAUUUCAAUCUCCUGGACAAUGAAGACUCUGCUUUUCAAAUAGCUGGCUCCACAGGUCUUGAUGAUGGUUCAUCGUCCAGAGGCCUCACUGGUGAACUGACAGCUACAGUUAAACGACCAAUUGGCAGGCCAAGGAAACGUCCACAAAAUUUAGAAUCUGAAAGUACUGAUGGCCCACAACCUCCAUCUUCAUCUACCAGUGCCAGGCUGAGAGGUAGACCACGGAAGAAACCAUUCAACUGGCUGCAAAAGUCGUUUCUGAUUGAGAAGGGGGUUAGUGGGACCCAACUGAAGCAAGAAUUAACUCUAGGAGGGCGUGUUAAUAUUCAUGAUCUUGAUGGAGGACUGUGGCUGAAUCCUUCAGUUGUAUUGAGGCGAUUGACAGUCACAAUUGGAGGAUUCAGGAUUGAGUUGCUUCCAGGGCCCUCUUACACACAAAAUGCGAUUGCAACUCAGUCUGAAUGCUUUGAUGAUGGUUUUUCAUAUAGUGGGGACAUGGGAUUUUCCAUGUUGCAGGAUGAUUCUGUAGGUAUACAGCAUCCUAUACCAGAGACUGCAGAACUAGAUGAAAUGGAGAAGACUUGUUUAGAUGAGGGACCCCUUGGGCUUGGCCCAUAUGUGAACCCCAACGAUGUACAAACUGCAAACGGCACACUAAUGGAGAUUCCUUACAUAGUAGAGACAAAAUCUGACAAUCGUGAUGUUCCUGGAAAACAGAAGACUGUCAAUAAAGAAGAUCAUGGCACCAAACGGCCACCACCAAAUGAUGGAAAAACUGAAGCUCAUAAGACUGAUGGUAAGAAAAAUCAACAACUCGGACCCAAAAAACUGGUGACGCUGAAAUCUGGACUGAGUUCGGAUAAAGAUCCAGGCUUGAUUUCUCAUAAACCGUCGAAUGCGAUGAAGGAACCUAAAGAAUCCCAAGACAUGCGAUCAGCAAACGUCCAAGGUGGAGAAUUGCACAAAGUGAAAUCUCCAAAAGAAAAAGGCUUUGUGUCACUGAAAAGACAUGGUGACCAUGCGCAACGUGUGCAUCCAAAUAAAGUGCAAAGGCUAGAGGUCACAGGAGAUGCUAAAGUGAAGCCAAAACCACUAAGUCCUUUUGGCAACCGUCAUGGUGAUCAGCAGGGUCAAAGCAAACAUACUCCUUCACACGAUAUGUCGAAAGCUGAGACUGUUCACCUGACACAUGGUCAUUCAGGCCAUUCUUUAAAAACAAUUGAAGAUGACAGUCACGAAAAGUCCAAAGUGAAGAAGCCUGAAAAAAUUCUUCAAAGACAGAAAAGUAAAAAUGCAAGAAGCAUCUCUGUGGAUGAGCCUGAGCUCUUCAUCCCAGAUAACGCUCCUGCUGUGAAGAAAGAACCUGUUGUCGAGCAACCUGCUGCUAGUGAUGCUGUUUGGGAUGGAAACAACUGCUGUGGUCUAUGCAAGCAACACCAUAACAAUAUGAUCAUGGUCGGCUGUGGUCGUUGUGAUGACUGGUUCCAUGGGGACUGUGUCGGUCUUGACAUGACGAAAAUACGUGAAAUGCAGGAAGAGGACCAGAUGUAUGUAUGUUUGAAGUGCUGUGAUGAAGAAAGCACAAAGGUGGAACCUGAGACUCCGAGAACAACUUCAGAAAGUCAAGGAAAGAAUGAGGUACAGGAUCACAAGCUGCCUGUCAAACCAAAGCCAGUACCCUCCCACACAGUUGCAUCAGGGGGGGUCAGGACAGGAGGAAAGGAUUCUGAAAGAAGGCACUCAACAGAUGGCAGGGAAGCAGCUCAUAAAACAGGAGCUCAACUGAAACAGGAUACAAAAAAUAAGAUGCCAUCUUCAACUGCGAAGAAACCUGUGUCGUCAGAAGAGAUAAGGCGGAGCGUGCGUGAUUCUUUGAAGGAAAUACUUAUUCAAAGGGUAAGGGUGUCCAAAUUGGAUGUCUCAUUGGAGAGAGCCACUGAAGUUGCCAAGAAGACUGAGAGGGAGCUCUUUCACUUGUAUAAAGACACUGACAACAAAUACAAGAACAAGUACAGAAGUUUAAUGUUUAACCUCAAGGAUACAAAAAACAAUGUCCUCUUUAAAAGAGUUCUGAAAGGAGAAAUUUCACCUGCUACCCUGAUUCGAAUGAGUCCUGAAGAGCUGGCUUCAAAGGAAUUGGCUGCUUGGCGCCAAAGGGAAAACAGACAUACAAUUGAAAUGAUUGAGAAAGAGCAGAGAGAGGUCGAGAGAAGACCCAUCACCAAGCUAACACACAAAGGUGAAAUAGAAAUCGAGAGCCAAGAACCAGUUAAAGUGCCUGCAGAGCUUCAGCCUCCUCCCAAAGUAAUCAAAGUAAUGACAGACCCUGAAAAAGCACCAGCAAAGAAACCAGAGAGUACUAAAGACGAAAAAGAUACCACCAGCCAACACAAGUCUCAUUUGUUUGACCUACACUGCAAAAUUUGCACAGGUCAUAUGGUGCCACCUGUUGAGGAGGCACAGACCAAAGCUGUAAAAGUUGCUACCACAGUAAUAAGGAGGCAGUCGACCAAAGUAGAAGAGACAAAGAGCACGCCUCCACCUGUAACUGAUGACGACCUGCACCUCACUGUUUUAGAGGAGAGCUUCCGAAGUGCUCAGUCAGGAAACUAUGAAGGAAGGUUGGACCACACAACGGCAAAAGGAGAAGAGAUUACUUUCCUGUCCACCCUGAAGUCACUGUGGCGUGGAUUCAUUCAUAUGCAUUCUGUGGCAAAACUUGUCACAAAAGCGUUUCCUGUUUCUGGCAUUUUUGACCAGUUAACUGAGGAUCUUCCAGACAGCAUUCAGGUUGGUGGAAGGAUAACUCCACAGAUAGUGUGGGACUACUUGGAGAAGAUUCGUGCUACUGGAACAAAAGAGGUGUGCCUGAUUCGCUUCUCCCCUGAAACAGAAGAAGAUGAGAUCUCUUAUACUCUUCUGUAUGCAUACUUCAGCAGUCGAAAGCGUUUUGGGGUGGUUUCCAAUAACCUAAAACAAGUGAAAGACAUGUAUCUCAUUCCUUUGGGCAGCACCGAGAAAGUCCCACACCAGCUUGUUCCCUUUGAUGGCCCAGGUUUAGAAAACAACCGUGCCAAUCUCCUGCUUGGACUCAUAAUUCGCCAGAGGCCAAAAAGGGAUUUUCAUCCAGUAGACGUGAAUGAAACUGCAAGGAUUAUUCCAGAGAUUAAGCCAAUUACCACUGCUACAAAAGAAACCAGAGUCACAGAGGAGGAUGAGAAAUUUUACUUUUCGUCUUUAACUCCUUCACAUGUAAAAGAAGCGGACAAACCACUCAGCACUACUGCAGACGUUAAUGAACCCACUACAGAGACAUCUGAAGAACCAUCUGCAUCAGAAGAGACCACCAAUCAAGAAACACAAAAACCACUGCGUUUUCUGCCAGGUGUGUUAGUUGGCUGGGGUGGGGAAUUGCCACCCCUGCCAGAUUUUGGAGGCAAACCUGCACCCGAGGCAGAUGACACUGAGAUGACCCAGUCAUUUCUGAAAACGGAUGCACCAACUGGUGGAAAUGCCAAAAGUCCCACAGCCGCUGUGCCACGAGACCGCUUUGUCAUUAAGAAAAAAGAAUCCAAACCUGCUAAAGCUGAGGCUGAAGUGUCGGGCAAGGCGGGGCCUGAAGUGUCGGGCAAGGCGGGGCCUGAAGUGUCGGGCAAGGCGGGGCCUGAAGUGUCGGGCAAGGCGGGGCCUGAAGUGUCGGGCAAGGCGGGGCCUGAAGUGUCGGGCAAGGCGGGGCCUGAAGUGUCGGGCAAGGCGGGGCCUGAAGUGUCGGGCAAGGCGGGGCCUGAAGUGUCGGGCAAGGCGGGGCCUGAAGUGUCGGGCAAGGCGGGGCCUGAAGUGUCGGGCAAGGCGGGGCCUGAAGUGUCGGGCAAGGCGGGGCCUGAAGUGUCCGGCCCAAAUGCUACAGAAGCAGCUGCACAUAGUGUGUCAAUUUCUCUCAAAGAUAAGCCUCCAGAUGUCUCCACUGAAGCAUAUUUGGCAAGCUUGUCAACAGCUGCGAGUGGAAAUGAGUCUGGUGGCACUGUCUCAACAACUGAAGGCGAUGCUGACUUCUUGACUGAACUUGAAAAAGAAAAGCCAGAAGAUGACUCUUUGUUGCAGUCAAACUCUGAGGUCUCCGCUUCAGAUCACACAAAUGCAUCAAAACCUCCAGAAAUGGUGAAAAAGGUUUCUUCAUAUUCCAGUGAGAAUGAAGCUGACUCGCCUGUGCUACUUGAGGGUGAAAUCACUUCCUCACCUCCACAGAGUCCAAAACCUGUUCCUGUGUUGAGCAGCACAAGAAGUGAUUCAGUUUCACUAUUUCAUCAACAAUCUUCACAUCUUUCUCAGACAGAGCUGGAAUCUGAGGACCAGGAACAAGCUAACAUGAGCUCUUUUUGCAAUGAAAGUCAAGAUCCUGAUAUUUACCAGCCUGGUGCUACAAUAACUGCUACUGUGUAUCCUCCUGUGGUCCACGAACCACAAGAUGAAUGUUACGCAACCACUUACAUAGAAGCCUCUGAGGUCAGACAAGAUCCGGUAACGUCACCAGUUUAUAACAGUGGUGCACGGCUGCAGCCGCAACAGCCUCAGGUAUAUGGCAGCUAUGAUUACCUCCAUGCUAACACUAUGUCAAGCUCACAGGCCCCGGAUCAUAGCCACGGCACGCUGUGGGCCCAUGAUGGUGCUUCAUACCUUCGUCAUCUGCCUCAGAGCUACUCUGAAUCACCUGGACGACUUCAGUCUGUGGCCAAAGACCACAGGCGCCUAGAAGAGAGAUACUGUGACCCAUGGGAAAGACCAAGAAACAUGGAGGACAGAGACCACCACGGAAGACAUAGCCACCGCAGAGACUCUCAUGGGAGAAAGAGUCGGCACCAUGAGCGGGAGAGAAAGCAUGACCGCAGCCACGAUGACAAACACAGAGAAAGUAGUCGACGUCACGGACACUCCGAGGACCGCCACGGCGAGAGGAGGAAAGAAAGGCACCACAGUGAUGACUACAGUAGUCGUCACAAAGACAGACAUCGGCACAGACGAGACUCUGAUUAUGAGAACGGUAGAAGAAGUUCAAAAGACAGUUUCUCAUGAUUAUAUUAUAAAAUUUUAUUUUUUUUAAAGCACAGCUUGUGAACGCACCCUUGUUUGUAUACUGGUGUGCAGCUUGUAUGCUGUUUUCUUCAUAAGAUGUUACUUUCAUGUUUUUGACUUAACAGCCAAAAUGCUAAAUAUUUCAGUGAUAUUCAUA